ACAUACUCUUUGGUGGGGUGCUCAAGGCACAGCUAUCAGCCAUCAGCCUCUCCUGGAACUUUUUCUGCAGAGUCACCUCAAUCUUGGCAUGUUCACGGUGUCCCCCUGCUCCGGCUCCAUCGGUCCGUGGGGACAGCAGAAGAUCACAGUGGACUGCUUCGCAGGGCAGGAGGGCAAAUGUGAGGAGCAGCUCUACAUUGACAUCCCGGGCAGAGACCCCAAGGAGAAUCCCCUGGGCAUUCCCUUCACCCUGAUUGCCGAGUCCUGCCUCCCAGGACUUGCUGAGGAUGUGCUGUUAAUCUUCGAGGAGUACCCGAUCUGCAGCAGCACCGACCUCGACCGCAAGAUGCAGUCGGUGAAAGGCACGGGCCUNAGUACAGCAUUGAGCCUGCCUCACCCAUCAACUUUGGAGCCAUGA
Zonotrichia albicollis (white-throated sparrow) is the source of this 418-nucleotide messenger RNA. Lineage: Eukaryota; Metazoa; Chordata; Aves; Passeriformes; Passerellidae. The record is from RefSeq and is a predicted model, not a curated record.